Molecule: messenger RNA, 2268 nt
Organism: Phycodurus eques (leafy seadragon)
Lineage: Eukaryota; Metazoa; Chordata; Actinopteri; Syngnathiformes; Syngnathidae
Gene: ngly2
Exons: 12
Coding region: 143-2158 (671 amino acids)
Molecular function (GO): oxidoreductase activity, acting on paired donors, with incorporation or reduction of molecular oxygen, reduced ascorbate as one donor, and incorporation of one atom of oxygen
Source: RefSeq, a predicted model, not a curated record
GUCUUCACUCUGACGCGCCUCUAAACACGAUGAGACGAUUACCCAGCCGCCACAUUUCACAAGAAAUCCGUCAACAGUUCCAAGAAUCAACAUCAAAUGACAUAAACACUCUUACGUUUGCCGUUCGAGCCGAACCGCCCGAAUGUUGCGUUCAGUGUCUCCUGUGCUCUACUUCCUGCUUGUAGUCAGCGCUCACGUGACGGUCGCCGCGAAGGGCAUACCGAGGCGGCGGCUGAAGCUGGCCGACGAUGAGGCGAGCCGAGCGGCAUCGGAGUCCCGCGACAACUCGGUGGAGUGGAGACAGUCCGGAGGUCUGGAGCCGGGAGAGCCGGCUGCUGCGUUCACGGUGCCGACUCUCAGCGGGGAGUUUGUGUAUCUCCCGGGAGCAGCGGCUUCGGCGGAGGUCUCGGUGCUCAUUCACGCGUUCACCAACAAGUCGGCCUUCCUCGAGUGUCUGUGGAGCUCCUCGGCGUCCUUGGCCAGCCUCGUCGAGGAGCUGCCGGCCAGCGCUCAGGUGCUCUUUCUCUCCCUAGACGACUCUGCCGCCACAGACGCGCUCUGGAUGCGGGAAAGGCUGCACGUCGCCGCCAAAAAACACGGUCAAGAGGAGGUUCUGUCCAGGCUUCACGUGUCGCCGGUGCCGGUGUUUGCUGUCGGCAACUGGAUCGCCGGCGUCUUGUACUCCUGGGCCUGCGCGGGGCACAAUUGCGGCCUGGCCCAGGCCGUCUUUACGUCACAGGGAUGGGACGUGCCCGUGAUUGUCAAGCGCCUGGACGCCAGAUACGAUUGGCUGACGGGGCGCUGGGCCACGACGCGUUACGAGCUGAGGGACGCGGGGGACGGCUGCGAGCCGUCGCCGUCUGUGGACGGUGCUGUGGCCUGGCUGUCGGAGGGAAACUGUAGCUUCUUCGCCAAGGUCCAAAACAUGGCGAAGUCCAACGCGUCUGGCGUGCUGGUCUCCGCCCUCCCGGGAAACGCCAUCCGGGACAUGAACUGCGUGGGCGCCGAGUGCUUCGCGCCGCUCAGCCUGCCCGCAGCCAUGGUGCACCUCCAGCCGGCCGUCACCCAUGCGCUCAGAUCUGGUGUGGACGUGAACGUGUCUUUCCAGACCACCCCCUCCCCCAACUUCUUCAUCGCCAUCGACCAGCAGGGGGCGCUGGCCGAGAUGGGCUGGUUCCUCUACCCCUCGUUCAGCUUCAUCAACUGGCAAGCGCAGUGGUUUGACUUCUCGGCAGCCUUGCAACUGAAACUGGAAUCUCCCGCCACCGUGCUGCCUGUCUUUGACAAAGUGCAAAUGCAAAGCGACAAAGGGGCUGUGGCUGAUGUCAACAUUCCGCCAGACUUGUCCGCUUUUGACACGCUGAUGUUGGACGCGUCGCUGUCGUGCCCUGGCAGCAGAGACGCGUCAUGUCCCCGGUGGGAUCACACCGUUCGGCUUUUUGUCUGCUGCGAUCGCCUCGGACCUUACUGCCACGUCGAGCUGGGACGUUGGAUCACCGCUUUCCGAAGAGGGAUUGGUCGCUGGCAGACGGAUGUGUCUCCUCUCCUUCCUGUGCUGGACGCCGGUGUUUGCCGCUUCACUAUGAAGACGGCACCGUGGGCCAUGCCCUGGGUGGUUUCCCUCAACCUGAGGUUCAGCGUGGCCAACCUCACAGGAGAGAAGCUCCGCCCCUUCCGAGUGAUGUCACUGUACGACGGCGGGACCUUCGACAAGACGUACAACCGGCGCUACCCGCCGAUCGAGUUCCCCGUGCCCGCCUCUACCAAAAAGGUGGAGCUCUACGCCGUUAUCACGGGACACGGCAGCGAUGACAACGGAUGCGCAGAGUUCUGCGUCACCUCGCACCACUUCCUGGUCAACGGCGUUCACAACAACACGCGAUCCUUCGACUCUGCGGGCUCAGCGCUGGGCUGCGCCGAGCACGCGAAGGAGGGUGCCGUGCCCAACGAGCACGGUACCUGGCUCUACGGCCGUGGAGGCUGGUGCGACGGACUGCAGGUGGACCCCUGGAGGCUCGAUGUCACCACACAGUUGGAGGUUAGCGGGCAGGCGUCCAACACGAUCCGAUACUUGGGCCUGUUCAACGGGAAAGACCCAGACCCGACUCAACAGCCGGGUUACAUCGUCAUGUCUUCUUUCCUCGUCUUCUUCAAAUGAACACCGCAAACUUCCUCUCGGCACUCCUUAAAAAUUAAACAUUCAUAUUAAACUAUCCAAAAAUGUUAUAUUUAUUUUUUAAUAAAAAGUACAAAAAUAAUUGAGCAGAA